Molecule: messenger RNA, 864 nt
Organism: Seminavis robusta
Lineage: Eukaryota; Bacillariophyta; Bacillariophyceae; Naviculales; Naviculaceae
Source: the annotation of a GenBank genome assembly
CUACAGUGAUUCCAUUGAUUUCCGGACGCUGCAGUGGAAGAAGUCACAUAAUUUGCUCAAAGCUACUUUCUUACUUCAUAAUUUCUUGUCUCCUCAAAUCCUCAUCAAAGAACAACAGCAGAUAACAUCCAUUUACCAUGUCGAACUGGAAGCAAGGACCAUGCGAAUGCUGCAAUGACCCUGGGUUGUGUUGUUUUGCCUUUUGCUGCCCUUGUUUCGCUUACAAGGAGAUGGCAGACAACACGGGGGACAGCAAUGGUUGUUUGUACUGUGUCGCGACCCUCUGUGGCUGCGGCUGCUGUGUGCUCACCAUGCAAGGUGAUGCCAUUGCCCAGAAGCGCGGUAUCGACGAGGGAAUCCCGUUGGCCGCCCUCAAGGCAUGCUUUGACGGUUUCGUCUGCUAUUCGUGCACGGUCCUCAACGAAACUCGCGUCAUGAAAUCAGAAGCCGCUGGUGGUGGUGUCAAGGGCCAGGAAAUGCAGCGCUAAAUGAGAAGAGUUGGUUUUGUGUCGAUUGAAUGGAUUUGGUGGCGGAGAAGGCGUGUCCAGGAAAUGGGGCGCUUUACAGAAAAAGUGGUUGGUUUUGGUGGUUCGGUUCGAUGUUCGAUGAUACAAACUGUGUGCUUCUUCCUGCUUCUGGCUUCCUUUUUAAAGUUUGGUUUUUUAUUCUAUGGGGUAUCCUUGGUUUAUCGAAUGCCCAGCUCGGUUUGAUUUAUUUGACGACGGUUUUCUGUGAAGUCCGACUCUGAUGCGUGUAUUGUGGGGCCGAGCGAUGUUGGGAUUCAGGAGCCUGUUUGUAAUGGGCAUGGAACAAUAAUCUUCCUGAGCACAAUCUGUGCCUAUAAAAUAAAUGUCGUUGACGAUG